CAACGAAUCCAACGGUGAAAAUGUUAAAUAAUUGUUUAAAACAUUAAUUAUUAAGUAUAAACAAUAUUUGAAAAGUGAUAUUUGUUAAAAAUAUUGUUUAAAUAAUUUCUAUUUGUGUAUAGAUAUUUAAAAUUUUGAAAUUUGUGGGUUUUACAACCCCUUGAACAGUUACAAGAUUAAUCACUAACUGUAUAACCUCAAAAAUCCUCUUGGUCAAUGUGUAAGUCUAUGAAAAAGCGUCAUAAUUUGCACAUGUGCACAGUAGUCACAUGGUUUUGAAAAAAUUCGAAAGACAAAUUUUCAAAAAUUGUGAGAAAAAUUAAAAAUGACAGCUUUAGCUUUUAGUAGCAAUGAAUCCGCUACAUUGGAAAGAACUGUUGAAGUUGAGGGAAAUAUUGAAUUUACACCAAAUGAGCUAGUGCCCGAGAAAUAUGAUUUACAGAAGUGUAUUACCUGGAUUCAAAAUGAAAAACUUGAAAGGGUGUGUUUACAGUUACCAGACUGUCUUUUACCAGAUUCGUUUCCUAUUGCAAUAUAUUUAGAAGAAGGUUUAGGACAAAAGGUCUACGUUUUAGGAGACACAUCCUAUGGAAGUUGUUGCAUAGACGAAGUGACUGCUCAACAUGUUGGUGCUGAUGGAAUAAUACAUUUUGGACAUGCUUGUUUGAGUCCCACAACACGUUUACCGAUUUAUCAUGUUUUGCCAAAACAAGAAAUCAAUGUAACAGAAUUCUGCAAGGAAUUCGAUCGAUUCUUCGAGGAUCGUACCAAAGAUUUAUUAUUUUUCUACGACAUUUCUUACGCUCAUGCUAUUGAAAAAAUUUACGAAUCUCUCAAGGACAAAUUUAAAAAUUUACUUUUAACGAAAUUGAAUUGCAAGUCAAAUGUUAAUUACACUGAACGAACAGAUGAUGAAAGUAAUAUAAUAUUAGGUAGAAGUUAUACUCUUGAAAAUGAUUGUAAAAAUGAGGAUUAUGAGAUGUUUUUCUUGGGACCAGGUGGAAAGACACUUGCAAAUUUAGCAAUGACCAUUCCAGCGAAGAAUUGGUAUUAUUCAGAAGGGGGUGGAAUUAAAAAAUUUGAGGCUUUAAACACUCCUUGGUUAAAGAGACGAAGAUUUCUCGUAGAGAAACUUAAAGAUGCGAAAGUUGUUGGGAUUGUUGUUGCCACUUUAGGAAUUAAAAACUACUUAAAUAUAAUAAGUUCCCUCAAAAGUACACUGAGAAAAGUUAACAAGAAAACUUAUACAUUAUGCGUUGGGAAGAUAAAUCCGGCAAAACUUGCAAAUUUUCCAGAGAUGGAUGCAUUUGUGGUAAUUGCUUGUCCAGAAAGUGAAAUAUUCGAGUCGAGAGACUUUUUGAAGCCAAUGUUAUUACCAUACGAAGUUGAUUUAGCUUUUAAUAGUUCGCGAGAAUUUUCACAAAACUAUUGCAUGGACUUCAAUCAAAUAUUGCCCGGUGGCAUAAAUUAUGUAAAUUUUCAAGCAUCAACUGAACCGGAUAUUUCAUUGAUAUCGGGAGGUGUUCGUGGUUCUAAGGAAGAUGAGCCUUCUUCAUCAGAAAUGAAUGCAAUAGCAUGUAAAUCUGAUGGGACUGUGGCAAUUGGAAAAGCUGGUGCCAAUUUUCUUCAAGCAAGAAGUUGGAAGGGUCUUGAACAACGAUUAGGUCAGGACGAGGUAAAAUCAUCAGUUCAAGGACGAAGUGGAAUUCCCGUGAGCUACGAAAAUGAGCCCAUCAAUAAAGAAACUAAUUGAAAUCUUCAGGAUUGACAUAAAUGCAGAGCAAGGGUGCCAAAUGAAGAAGAAACAUAAGCGCGAAACACAAAAGUUUUGUGCAAGUCUCUGCAAGUUGGUGCACGCAAAAACCUUCCUCUAAUUACUCCGAAGAAUCCAAGUUUAAUGGGAAAAAGAAAUCUUUACUUAAUUUUAAAAAGGUAAAUAGCAAAUAAAUAACACCGUGCCUGAAUAUUGUAAAUGUUUAUACGGUUUUGAUAAUGUUAGUGAAUUCUGGAGAAUUGAAAUCACACAUAUAUAUAUAUACAUAUACAAAAGUGGAUGACUAAGCGCGAGAGAGCGAUGCUCUCGAGAGCAAUGGUACCAUGAUUUCGAUUCAUAUUGAAAUAUUCAAUUUCACAAAAGUUCGAUAUAAUUUUGUGCAAGAUUAUUGAACAAAAUGUAAUUGUUUAAUUGUUGAACAAAAAGGCAAAUGAAAAUUUGGACUUACCAUUUUUUCAGUCGUAGUAAAAAAGGCACUGGAGAUCACACUUAACAUAAUAGAUAAUUUAGAGGCACACAAGGAGGAAUUCUAUGGACACCAAAGGGAAAAAACUAUAACUUUUCUGCGAAACUUAGACAUUCGCGAAGGCAAAUUAUUUUGGCAAAGAGGAUUUCUCUCUUGUUUUAUCCUCAAAGUUCACCUGCAGACUAUUGUAAAUCGUGGUGACUAAUCUCGAGAACCAGCGUGCACUAAACGUGUUCAAACCUGCACAGCGAGAGCAAGUAAAAGUGGGGGAUCAAAGGAGUCGGGAUUCUGUACGCACAGGUUCACGAAGAAUGUAGUGGGCGAGAUGUUUUCUUCAGUGUUAGUGAAACGAAUUACAGGCGCGUAAGAGGAAUCAUAAAUAUAGGGAGUUUUUAAACCCCAAAAACCACAACAAAAGAUAAAGGAAAUUAAUUUCAUCUUCGAGAUUUUGAAUUUUUUAUUUUCAUAAUUUUUUCUUUCAUUGAAUUCAAUAUAGCAACUAUUUUGCUUUCGUACAAUAUUUUUUGAAAUCUUCAUUCUUUGUCUUCUUUGUUUGUUUUGUAUUUAAAAUUAAAAGAUUUUCUUUUUUUUUAUUUAUUUUCUUUGGUUUGAAAAAGAAUUUCCUGAAUCGAUACUGAAAAGGGCCUAAUUACUUUUUGAUUUUAUAUUAUCAGAAUAUUGAAAUUAAAUUAACAAGUCUUCCUCAAAUAUUUAAAUCGAAAAAUUGUUUACAGUAUGGCAAUUUUAACUUAUUUAUAUAAUAAUUUCUCUCUGCUUAUGCCGGAGAUAUUUAUAUUCAUCGAUUUUGUAAAUAUGUAAUGAAACUGGGUAAAACAAAAUGAAGUAAUAAAUUUUUUAUAGGGUUUACAGAA
This is a messenger RNA of Leptopilina boulardi, 3112 nucleotides long. RefSeq names its product 2-(3-amino-3-carboxypropyl)histidine synthase subunit 2 (gene Dph2). The transcript is spliced from 5 exons. Bases 326 to 1753 code for a protein of 475 amino acids. Gene Ontology annotation, molecular function: 2-(3-amino-3-carboxypropyl)histidine synthase activity. Lineage: Eukaryota; Metazoa; Arthropoda; Insecta; Hymenoptera; Figitidae. The record is from RefSeq and is a predicted model, not a curated record. Gene Ontology annotation, biological process: protein histidyl modification to diphthamide.